Lottia gigantea (owl limpet) is the source of this 944-nucleotide messenger RNA. RefSeq lists its product as hypothetical. Lineage: Eukaryota; Metazoa; Mollusca; Gastropoda; Lottiidae. The transcript has a single exon. The record is from RefSeq and is a predicted model, not a curated record. The coding region runs from base 181 to 477 and encodes 98 amino acids.
AUGAUGAACGAUAGAACAGAAUAAAAACAUUUGGGUUCAAUCCAAAACCGGAAACGGAAGUUGUGAAUUGUUGACAGAGGGCGCUUUUUGUUUUGACAGGAAGUUCUCAAAUUAUUGCAAAAUAUAUUUUUUUCCUGAACUUAUUUCGUCUGAAAUCACGUUCAAAACCCUCAAAAGAAAAUGGAUUUGUUGAAAUUAUUCACUGGACAAAAUGGAGACUUUUUACAGGAUCUCGGAACUCUGAACUUUAUCAAUUCUGGAGACAAAGAGAUGCUGCAGAGAGUGACUGGUGCCCGAGUGGCUGCCUAUGUUUUUGAUAAGUUGACAAAUGAACAAGAAAUAGAAGCCUUGAGAACAGCAACAAUUUUAAGUAUUUCGAAAUAUGUGAAGGACCACCCUAAAGCCUCAAAAGAAGAAAUGGUGAAAGAAAUUGGAAAACAAAUUUAUGAAUUUCAAAAGAAGAUCGAAAGUUUGUGAAGUGACAGAAGUCAAAAUUUUCAUUCAUUGAUUGACUCAGUGAUCAUUAGAACAAUGUUGGAUUACAAAUGUCAAAAUGACCUUGGAGAACAUUUUUAGACAACUUCAAUAGUUAAUCUUAUUCACUUGAUUUACAUUCAUAAGACCAAUUGUUUUAGUUUGGAAAGUGAUAAAUUCAGAAUAAAAAUUAAAACGAUUAUUGAAAUGACCAAAGUAUCUCUUUUCUUGUCUUUACUGUAUAGUGUAUGUAUAAUCAAAAGACCAUGUAUAAUGAGGUGGUCAAUCAAGUCACAGCCCUCUAAAUUCAUCCAGCAUUUCAAGACAAUUAGCCUACUUUUUAAGGAUUUUACAUCAAAAACAAUGCUGGCAGUAAGCUUAAAAGUCACAUCCUAAAAACAGUGUUUAUGUUUUAUGUAGAAGUAGCCUAUCUGACUUUCAUGAUAUAAAACCUUUUUUUAUUUCAACAU